Messenger RNA from Penaeus indicus, 420 nucleotides. Its product is annotated as putative nuclease HARBI1. The transcript is spliced from 2 exons. Bases 1 to 420 code for a protein of 139 amino acids. The record is from RefSeq and is a predicted model, not a curated record. NCBI's taxonomy places the organism in Eukaryota, Metazoa, Arthropoda, Malacostraca, Decapoda, Penaeidae.
AUGGAUCCUUUCGAGGCAACGGCAGAGAGCGAAUUUCUGUCGCGAUUCAGGAUGACGAAGGAAGUUGCACAUGAUCAUAUGCAGAAGAUUCUAGCCCACUUACCUCAAACUCUCAAUAACAGGUAUUUCUGUACCCAUUACCUGCAAGUGCGCAUCACCUUAAGGUAUAUGGCCAUUGGUAAUCACCAUCUGACAGUUCCAGACUGCUACAACGUUUUACAGUGUUAUGUAAGCAGAUGUAGUAGUCGUGUGACACGAAUCACUGCCAGGAUGAGUCAUAACAUCAUCAAGAUGCCUAGAACAAAUGAAACACUCAGAGUGAUGGGGGAUUUCAUGGCAAUUGCUGGAAUACCUGCUGUUGUUGGCUGCAUUGACUGCAUCCACAUAACCAUCAAAAAGCCACCUGGGGACAGAUCUUAA